AUGGUCCGCGAGGUCAAUUACGCAUGUCAAUGGGGGGAGUUGAAGUCAAAGAAAGGUCUACCGGUGACCGAUGACAUAAAAGAUAUCAUUCAUAAAUUUAAACGAGACGAUAUUUUUAAAUCAACGAAAUAUACCAGCCGAAUGUUAUUCCAAAGACUCUACCGAGGAAACCAACAAAAGGUCAAGAGACCACCCAACCCCUUCAUAAUAGUCAGAACCAUAUUCGGUUUAGUGGCAAAAGAGAAUAAUGUUUCAAUCGGAGACGGCAUUUCUCGCAGCACCUUGGCUGGACUGAUAUGGAGUAACGCGACGCCAGAAGAAAUAUCUAGAAUUCAAGCGAUCUUCCGAGAGAUAAAGAUGAUUCACGAUCAAAAAUUUCCCAACUUCCAAUAUCGACCAGAGAGAGGCAAUGCGACAAAUGACAGGUUCUCGAAUAAGACUGCCGAAGAUUUCAAGAAUCAUGGUGUUCUCUUCGCCCCUACUUCGACGGCCGCGUACAGUCAAGGACCACCGCCAUCCUACAUCAACCCCUUGCCAUCACCUGUUCCAUCCAUUGCAGUAAAUUGUCCACCCAUACCUACGAACAACCAUAUCUUGGAUGGGUUAUCCGACAUCACAAGAAGAGAGAGAGAAGAAAAUAGAUAUAAUUCUCUAUCUUCCUCACCCUCUUCCUCUCCUAAAAGCAUGAAUCCCAUUUACAUCAGAAACUCGGAGUACUUGGAAGAAUGCUUUAUUCACAAACUUAAUCUGAAUGAACUCUUUGAUCCAAACAUAACAGCCGAAGAAUUGAUUAAACCGCUGCCUGAUGAGAUAAAAAAGAGGCCGCGUUCAAUGAACUCGUUUAUGUGUUUCAGGAGAAAAGUCUAUCUUCUGGCUGUCUCUGGCGGUUUUACGGAAGACAUAAAAGAUGGCCGAUUCCUUACACAGGUCGUGGCAAAAAUUUGGAAACGUACAAGUAAAGAGGUGAAAGGUAUUUACACUCGGCUCGCACGAGAAGUCAAGAGGAUCGACAACGAUCGUUACAAGGAUGUGAAGGUGGAAAAAAAGAGAAUCUGCGAAAAGCAGUUUGUGAACACCUACAUGGUCAGCUACGGCCUUUCAAUUUCUCGCCGAGGGAAAAAUAGCAUUUCACCUCGACCCCGAAAAUCGUCAGAACGCCCAACGAAUCCCCCUGUCGAAGACCGAAUCGAUUAUUCGAUUUCUUCAUUCGUGGAAAAUUCCACGACGAUCACCGCAAACCUGAUUCCCGAAUUCAUGCAUUACAACGAAGCGCAUUCUCACAUUUUACUACCAGUAUACGAGCAAUCUCUGUGUUAUAAUCCCACGGAAUGGUUCUUCAGCGAAAAUAUGGUUUAUCAAUAA
Messenger RNA from Acaulospora morrowiae, 1362 nucleotides. NCBI's taxonomy places the organism in Eukaryota, Fungi, Glomeromycota, Glomeromycetes, Diversisporales, Acaulosporaceae. The record is from the annotation of a GenBank genome assembly.